Protomyces lactucae-debilis is the source of this 1461-nucleotide messenger RNA. RefSeq lists its product as uncharacterized. Bases 1 to 1461 code for a protein of 486 amino acids. Lineage: Eukaryota; Fungi; Ascomycota; Taphrinomycetes; Taphrinales; Protomycetaceae. The transcript is spliced from 2 exons. The record is from RefSeq and is a predicted model, not a curated record.
AUGAGCAAAGCAGAAGAAGCCGAUGCAAGCAUAGACCAGUCUGCAAUCCAAGCCACAGAAGUGCAGGCUGUAAGUGAGACUCACGACCUGGCCGACCAGGAGGCUGUCAAGGAGGAGCCUGCAACCGAACCCAUUGAGUCAGCUAGCACACCUGACAUGGCUUUGAAAGAGACUGGACAGGCUAAGAAAGGCUCAGUGAAGGAUAAGAAGGAGGACGCCAAGGGUGCGACAACAAAGAAGGAAGCGCCAGUCAAGCAGAAGGAGGCAGCAGGCAAGACCAAGGGCGCAGGCAAAGGCAAAGGCUUGAUCAAAGUAAAGACUGCUGCCACCGCCAAAGCCAAAGAGCAAGAUGAGGCAACGGACAAAGUCGCAGCUGUAUCGAAGAUGUCAGCGAACACUACCUCAGGAAGCAGCCCUACCGAAGGCGACCGUCCGGCAAGCGCUGUGGUUGGAGAAUCUUCACAAGGCGCUCCUCUCGUCUCUCCGUCUGAUGUGUCAUCAACACCGUUGGCUGAAGAAAAGACUCCAGUGGAUGCAACGGAACAACCCACAGGGGAGAAGAACACGCCGGCAGCUGAUGAACAUAUCCCACAAACAGAUUCGGAGGCAGUGGAGGACAAGGUGAUGAACGAUGAAUCAAUCUCACAAGCAGCUCCUGAAGCAGUGCCAAGUGUACAGGAGGAAGCCGAAUCUUUGAAAGAAGCCGAAUCUUCAACCCAGUCCGGCAAGGCAUUGACCGAUGAAUCCAUCUCACAAUCAGCUCCUGAAGCAGUGCAAAGUGCACGGAAAGAAUCCGAGUCGUCGUCUCAGUCAGAUGUGGCUACAUCAACUGACGUGGAACAAGCGCAAUCAUUCUUAUCACGCCCAUCAAGUGCUGGAAAUGACGUUGCACCGCUACAAAUACUUUCCCCGAUGCAGGUGCAGUCGCCUGUCCAAAGUCCUGCUCCGUCCAUCGCUGAAAGCACAAGGACUGAGACAACAGCAGCAUCAGGACCACCUCCACUGCCUCGCAAAAGCUCAUCAGAUGGGCCAAAGGGGUGGAAAGGGUGGUUGCGCUCUGCAUCAAACUCUGCUCCUUCGUUCAGUAGACGCAAUACGAUGCAGACUUCGCACUCUGUCAUUUCUGAGCGAGAGACGGGUGAUUUGAUGGCACGCUUUGAGCGCCUCCGAGAAGCGCACGCAACUCUUGAUGAUGAGAUUUCACCGAUUGACUGGAGCUUCUGGGGCACUGUUGUUGCUAGUGAACACCCAAGAGAGGUUGAUUUCAUACGGCAGCGAAUUCGCGCUGGCAUCCCAGAUGAGGUCCGCGGGGUCGUUUGGCAAGCUAUCUCUGGUUCAAGAGAUGAAGCCCUUGAAGAACUAUUCCUGGAGCUCGACGGCAAGGAAACUGAAUUCGACAAGCAAAUAAAAAAGGACGCCACACGCAUGAAUAAAGCGCUUCUCAAGUCACUGGAAGCUUGA